AAUAUUGUUAGACCAAGGAAAGUAUGAAGCAGGAAUAGAAUAGCAAUCAAAGAUGCAUAAACUCUACUAUCGCCUCACUCUCCUCUCUUCAUCUUCGCCACUAUCCCUCCCUUCCAAUCCUUCUCUUCCCCUCACUCUCCGUUACACAACCGCCGCCAACUUCGCCUCUGUAUCCACCUCCCGGUUUAGCCAUAUAGCACCUCUCGCUGCUGUGUCCACCGAAGACAGCGCCGGCGGAGCCUCCAACGGCUCCGUUUCUCCCUCUUCCGCCACCGAUACUUUCGCUGAUUACGAAGAUGAUUCAACUCUAGGAGUAGGGUAUCGAGUUCCUCCACCAGUGAUCAGGGACAUUGUUGAUGCUCCGCCCGUUCCUGCAUUGUCAUUUUCACCAUAUAGAGACAAAAUUAUUUUUCUUAAGCGAACAGCCUUACCUCCGCUAACUGAAUUGGCUAGACCGGAGGAAAAGUUGGCCGGUAUACGAAUUGAUGGACACUUAAAUUCAAGGAGUCGUAUGUCAUUCUACACAGGUUUAGGGAUCCAUCGAAUUCUUCCUGAUGGUACAUUAGGACCGGAGGUUGAGGUGCGUGGUUUCCCUGAAGGCGCGAAGAUCAAUUUUGUUACUUGGUCUCCGGAUGCUCGCCAUUUGUCCUUCAGUGUUCGUGUGAACGAGGAAGAUUGUAAUACUAGUAAACUCAGAGUAUGGAUUGCAGAUGUGGAAACAGGGAAUGCUAGACCUUUGUUUCAGUCUCCUGAUGUAUAUUUGAAUGCAGUUUUUGAGAACUAUGUUUGGGUAGAUAACUCUACACUGUUAGUUUGUACCAUUCCAUCUACUCGUGGAGCUCCACCGAAGAAACCUUUGGUUCCCGGAGGCCCAAAAAUUCAAUCUAAUGAAACGAAAAACGUUAUUCGAGUAAGGACAUACAAGCAUUUGCUGAAGGAUGAAUAUGAUGAAGAUUUAUUUGACUACUAUGCAACAUCUCAGCUUGUUUUAGCAUCUUUGGAUGGUACGACAAAGAAUUUCGGACCGCCGGCUGUUUAUACCUCUCUGGACCCUUCCCCAGAUGAGAAGUACAUUAUGAUUAAUUCACUGCACAGGCCAUACUCUUUUAUUGCACCUUGUGGUUUAUUUCCGAAGAAGGUAGAGUUAUGGAGUGCCGAUGGAAAAUUUGUCAGGGAGCUUUGUGAUUUGCCGCUUGCCGAAGACUUACCAAUUACAUCAAAUAGUGUGCGAAAAGGGAUGCGUUCUAUUAAGUGGAGAGCUGAUAAGCCGUCAACUCUCUACUGGGUAGAGACUCAAGAUGGGGGUGAUGCAAAAGUGGAAGUUUCUCCUCGUGAUAUAGUCUACUCACAACCUGCUGAACCACUAGAAGGUGAACAACCGGUGAUAUUACACAAGCUUGAUCUCCGCUAUAGAGGAAUUUUUUGGUGUGAUGAUUCGUUAGCUUUUGUAUACGAAUCUUGGUUUAAAACAAGACGAAUAAGAACAUGGGUAGUCUCUCCUGGAUCUCAAGAUGUGCCUCCACGCAUCCUAUUCGAUCGAUCUUCAGAUGAUGUGUACUCUAAUCCUGGCACUCCCAUGCUGCGGAGAACCCAAGCUGGGACAUAUAUUAUUACCAAGAUAAAGAAAGGGGGUGAUGAAGGAAGAUAUAUCUUACUAAAGGGAAGUGGUGCAACACCAAAAGGAAACAUUCCAUUCCUUGAUCUUUUUGACAUACAUACAGGUAAUAAAGAACGAAUCUGGGAGAGUGAUAAGCAAAAGUAUUUUGAGACUGUUGUUGCUCUAAUGUCUGAUCAAGAAGAAGGGGAUUUGCAGUUAGAUAGGCUGAAAAUACUGAUUUCAAAAGAGUCAAGAAGAGAAAACACCCAAUAUUACUUUGUUAGCUGGCCAGAUGCAAAAAGAGUUAAAGUUACAAAUUUCCCUCAUCCAUACCCUCAGCUUGCAUCAUUGCAGAAAGAGAUAAUCAGGUAUCAAAGAAAAGAUGGGGUUCAGCUUGCUGCUACAUUAUACUUGCCACCCGGUUACAAUCCAUCAACAGAUGGUCCUUUGCCAUGUUUGUUUUGGUCUUACCCUAGAGAGUUUAAGAGAAAAGAUGCUGAUAGCCAAGUUCGUGGUUCUCCAAAUGAGUUUGCUGUGAUCGGUUCCACAUCACCCCUUCUUUGGCUGGCUCAAAGGUUUGCAGUUCUAUCUAGGCCAACCAUUCCUAUUAUUGGUGAGGGAGAAGAGGAUAAAGAUAGCUUUGUAGAGCAAUUAGUUGCAAGUGCAGAAGCUGCUGUGGAAGAAGUUAUCCGGCGUGGGGUAGCUCAUCCAAAGAAAAUAGCUGUUUGUGGACAUUCCUAUGGUGCGUUCAUGACUGCCAACCUCCUAGCACAUGCCCCUCAUCUCUUUUGUUGUGGAAUUGCUCGUUCUGGUGCUUACAAUAGAACGCUUACUCCUUUUGGUUUUCAGGAUGAAUAUAGAACUCUUUGGGAGGCCUCUAAUACCUAUCUCGAGAUGAGUCCCUUCAUGUUCGCUAAUAAAAUUAAGAAGCCUAUCUUGCUUAUCCAUGGGGAAGAGGAUAAUAAUUCAGGAACAUUACCCAUACAGUCAGACAGGCUUUUCAGUGCUCUGAAGGGUCAUGGUGCUCUUUGUCGGCUGGUGAUUCUGCCUUAUGAAACCCAUGGUUAUUCUUCCAGAGAAGGCAACAUGCAUGUCCUUUGGGAAACAGGUAGAUGGCUGCAUAAAUACUGCGUGUCAAAUACCUCCGAUGCAGGUGAAGAUUAUCCUGGUACAGUCAAAGAAAAUAUUAGCAAAGGAACUAUAGAUGCUGAAAGCAAAGUGGCUGCAGCCAGUGGAGGUAGCAGCAAAGAAGAAUGUGAUCUCGAGCACGAAGAAUCUCAUUCUCUUCCAAGAUCUUUCCUGGGAAAUUUUUUCCAAUCUUCUGGGAAGCACUAGAAUUGAAGCGUCCAAAUGAUACACUGUGGAAGAUAGAUGCCCUUCACUGAGAGAAUGGAACACUUACAUUAUAGUUGUUGAAUAUCAAACGCAUUCCUUCAAUAGCUUCUAUAGCAAUAAUUGCAUUGCUGGUGCAGUGGCAGGUUACCAAAUCAUACCUUCAUUAAUUUAUCAGGAUGUUUAUAAUCUGUGGUCAGUGUUUUCAGAAAGAUCUUAGCUGCUUAGGCGAAUAAUGCACGGUAAAUUUAAACAUAUGUACUCGAGUAAUAUCUAGCUAAACAAUAUGCACCAAAAUGCAGUUUAGGGCUGUUGGGCUUUCUAAUAUCUUGCCUUCCUAAUUAUUCAGCCGUGAUUCAUUAUCAGAAGAUCAAGGAUGUUGGUUUAAAUGAUGUACAAGUUCUGUAUUAUUUUGUAUUUGGGUUCAUCAUUCAAAUAUAUCAGACAGAAUAUUGUUUUGGAUUUAUUUAGUCAAUGAAUAGUUGGUUUUAACAUUAGUUUUUUUUUUGUUGGCGUAAAUCGUUUAUUUUGUGUGUGCAACUUUAAAUAUUAAUCCAUCGAGUUUAAUCCUUUAGCCUGUGGGUGGGAGUCAAAUGAGUGGCUAAUUCUUCCCAAGAGUUUUGACAUUUUUUUUUAUGGUUAAAAAGCUUCAUUUAGCAAAUGACGAGGGAAAACAAGAAGCUGAUGAUCCCACAAGGUCACCAAGCCAAGUUCUUGAACCAACAUUCGAAGCUAAACCUACCGGUUUGUGAGCUUCUAUGCUUCUAUCCUCCCAAUGAAACAGACAGUAGCAAAAUUAAAAUCAGACAAAAGAGAAAAACAAUCACCAACCCUGUUUUCUAAACCUGUCUAAAGUUGCCAUAGAAUAUUUCCUUUGAAUGUAUUACGCGACCACUAACGCAUCAGUUUGAAUGACAAUUCUGCGCCAUUGCUGACUCCUAGCAAGCUCCAAAUUUCACCUGACUUUCAAAGCUUCAACAAGUGUAGGUUCCAUGGCUAUCAUCUCCUUCUUACAAGCUGAGAGCAACUCCUUCCUUCCUGGUCUUUCACAUAGCAGUCCCAAGUAGUUACCCCUUCAUGGAAACACCCAGCAUCAACAGAGAUGGAAACAUCUGCAUGAAAGUCAACAGUGCUUGUGCCAACAUUAGGAUCCUUGGAUUUAUAAUC
This is a messenger RNA of Vicia villosa (hairy vetch), 4096 nucleotides long. RefSeq names its product probable glutamyl endopeptidase, chloroplastic. Gene Ontology annotation, biological process: proteolysis. Bases 53 to 2932 code for a protein of 959 amino acids. The record is from RefSeq and is a predicted model, not a curated record. NCBI's taxonomy places the organism in Eukaryota, Viridiplantae, Streptophyta, Magnoliopsida, Fabales, Fabaceae. Gene Ontology annotation, molecular function: serine-type endopeptidase activity. The transcript is spliced from 11 exons.